Molecule: messenger RNA, 558 nt
Organism: Cylindrotheca closterium
Lineage: Eukaryota; Bacillariophyta; Bacillariophyceae; Bacillariales; Bacillariaceae
Source: the annotation of a GenBank genome assembly
AUGUUGCUGAGAAUAAUGCGAAAGGGAGAAAAGCAAAGUGAGUUCAUCUUUGUGCCAUUUGGUUGUGCACUGGCUAUUCCAGUGAACCUCAUUCAUGCUGGAGUCUAUUCCAAGCCUGGAAGCAAAAACAUCAAUAGGCGAUUGCAUAUAGUAGUCACAGAAAGAGACGCUCUGAAGUAUCAUGAAAAACAAGACCACUUGCAUAUCAAUGGCAUUGAAGAAGAUCAGUUCCCAUCGGAGCGGUUCGAGGAGGCAAUGAAACCAAAUGCAGAGCAGGACUGGUUCAGCAAAAUGUAUCUGAAACUGUACAAGCGAACGGCAACAAAGCUAAUAGGCAACGUUAGGUGGUGCAAUGGAAGAUAUACCAUGACCCGCAACAAUGAUGGCAAGGAUGAUGAUGAUGACGACGAAGACAACGCUGAUGGAGAUGAUGCUGAUGAAGACAAGAAUGCGAAAGACGAUGAUGACGAAGACAAUACUGAUGAACACAAGGUCGGCAAAGAUGCUGCUGACGAAGACGAGGAUAGCAGCAACACUAAUAGUGGCAUAGUGGUUUAA